AUGGCAGUCGAAGCUUUUGAAUGCACUGCCGGUGGGAAGGGAGAGAACGUGUUGUGUCGGGUAAUUGGUCUCGGAAGCAACGUUGGAAAUCUGAAUCUGAGCGGCGUCUUGAACAACGCUGGAGGUUCGGGCAGCCAAAAUCUUAACUUGAAUGGCCUCCUCAAGGGACUUGGCCUCAAUAGCAACGCCGCUGGCAACCUCCUCAGGAGUCUUGGUGCCGACUCUAAUGGCAAUAUCUCGCCAGCUGAUCUCCUGAAAAGCCUUGGACUCAAUGGCCAACAAAACAUUAAUCUCGGCUCAUUUCUUCAGGGACUGAAUAGAGCUGCUAGGAAUGCAGGUAUCGACCUAAGUGGUGUUUUGAACGGCCUUACCAGUGUUGUCAACGGCCUCGCUAGUGCUACGCCAAAUGUCCCAGCAGGAAACGUCUCUCUUCCAGCAGUCGGUACCGGUUCAACAGGUGGUAUCCCAGCUUCAAAUUUGCAGGGAAUUGUCAACACCAUCACAAAUGGAAUCUUCAGAAAUGUGGUGGGAGGACUAGACGAUGCGACGAUCAAAGAUCUGAUUAAUAUUAUCAAGAAUUCCAAGGGCGACACUCAGCAAGCUACUAACGCUCUUAAUUUGUACGCCACCGCACAUGGCCUUGAUCCCAGCAAGCUCUUCCAGGCUUUGAAGAAUGUUUUGGCACUCGGCAGCUCAGACAGUAGCCUGGGUAAUGUCCUCGAGGGUUCUGGGGGCCUCCUCGGCGGCCUUGUGAACGCCCUUGAUGGGUUGACCAGCGGCAGGGGUGGACUUUCUGGAAUCGGUCUGCCCGGUUUGUUGGAUGGCGGUCUCAUCGGUGCCAUCACUGACAUUCUUGGGGGAGCUCAAGGAGUCACCAAUUCUUCAAUACCUGUCAAUCCUCCAGCAUCUGGGAACGCUCCGAGACUGACGGUCGCAGAGCUCAAGCAAUUACUUGACUUUGUCAAGAAUGCCACCAGCCAAGACACUGUCACAAAAGUCGUUAAAGAAUUUGCAGCCUCACACAAUCUUGACCCUGUGCAGCUUGCCCGUCUGCUUCGACAGCUUCUGAAUGCUGAAAAGGCAGGCAACACUCCGAGUCUACCUGUCAAUACAAUUAGUGUCCCUGUAGGGAAUGUUAGUAUCCUUAACGUUGCGCCUGUCUUGAAUGGAACCCUUGGUGCCGUGAACAGCACUCUGGGUAGCCUUACUGGAGGAACUCUUGGUGGAAUCAACCCAAAUGGUAGCCUUCCUGGCGCUUCGCUCAAUCUCGGUGGAUUGAACGGGACUCUUGGUGGAUUGCCGGGUGCUCUCACUGGAGCCCUUGGCAAUGCGGGAGGUCUCGGAGGUCUUGGAGGAUUGGGUGGUAGUCCUGGUUUUAUCGGCGGUCUCGCCGGUGGCCUUGGUGGCCUCCUUAGAAAUCUCUUGGCGCUGCUGGGCCUUGGAGGUGGUCUUGGAGGUGGUCUUGGAGGUGGUCUUGGAGGCCUUGGAGGCCUUGGGGGACUUGGGGGACUUGGAGGAAUAGGUGCUCCAGGCAAUCUUGCUCCAAACGUCCUAGGAUCCUUAUUGGGACUUGGAAACGGACUUGGCAACGGGACCGGUUUGGGUAACUUGACUGGCCUCAACUUGGGCAACCUGACUGGAUUGGCGAAUAACCUUACUGGCGUGAUCCCCGGUUUGGGAUCCGGACUCCCGAACCUGAACUUGACGGGAACUCUCGGUUCACUUGCUGGUAACGCGACUGGUGCACCUGGUACACUGGGCUUAGCUUUAUCUGGCGUGGGAUCCAACUUGGUAUCUGCUGCUUCCGGUCUGGGCUCAGCAGCAUUCAAUUUGACUUCAGCAGCGUCUGGCCUAGGAUCUAUUGCAACUGGCUUGGGGUCAGCGGCAGUAGGUUUGGGAUCGGCUGCUAAUGGCUUGGGAGCCGUUACUCCCAACUUGGGAUUAACUGUUGCUGGUUCAGGAUCUGCAGGCCUAGAUGUAGGUUCGAUCAUCUCUACCAUAGGAGCAACAGUCUCUGGCGCAGGAACCGGCGUGGGAUCUACCGUUGCGGGUCUAGGUUCAACUAUUUCCGGCUUGGGGUCGGCAAUCUCUGCCGCAGGUCUCUCUGCAGGGCUUACAGCUUCUGGAAGAUUGACUGUCUCGAGGCUGACUUCCCCAGGUUCCGUUUCCGUUGGGUCAGGCUCCCCAUCUAGUGGUACUGGCUCUGGCAUCAUCAACCUGAACUCAUCAAUUGGAAAUGGCCUUGGCUCCGCCUCUGUGCCCAGCUCUGGCGUAGGACUAUCUGCAGGACUUGCCACUACAGGUCCAUCCAACAGGACCGCUUUUGUUGUUGAGUCCAGCGACUUGGACGAGGAUGAGUCUCCCCGAUCCAACGUCAGACGCUCUCACGCAGCACAAUUUAGAUCUAGGCGGCAGCGGUUUGAAGAGUCUAGAGACUAGACGGCUACCACCGACCUCUUCGCAAGAAAUCAUGAUGAAUGGGAUAUCUGGGAGUUCUUUUAUGUCAAAGUUCACUUUUGUCGUUUGUUAGCCAGGAAGAUGGAACAUAAUCUUACGGAUUCAUCUAAGCACCUUGGAAAAGGCUACUAUUUGUAAU
Messenger RNA from Trichoderma harzianum CBS 226.95, 2596 nucleotides. RefSeq lists its product as hypothetical. The transcript is spliced from 3 exons. The record is from RefSeq and is a predicted model, not a curated record. The coding region runs from base 1 to 2439 and encodes 812 amino acids. Lineage: Eukaryota; Fungi; Ascomycota; Sordariomycetes; Hypocreales; Hypocreaceae.